AUGUCUCGUGAUUUGGCUAAAAAUGUUGCAGUUAUAAGCGCCUCCGAUUUAGAUCGUAUGCGUCGAACUUGCCUAGGAAUUGACCCAGCAGAACAAGAGCAAAAGCUUAGGCAAGCUGAACGCCAAGAACUUCACGAGAAGUCUCGUGUCCGUAUGAAAAAUUGGGGAAACAGCGUUGAUGCAAUUCGUGAGAAAAAGGAACUCGAAAGAUUCAAAAAGUUUGAAGCCGAAGAGCUUGAAAGGCGCCGCCUUGACGCUGAAGAAGAAGCCUUGAACCAAGAAAAACGACGUCAAGCCAUUGAGUACGCGAAUAAAAUUCUUCAUGAUGAAGGUGACCAAGUCAAAGCUUUUCAUAGCAAAAUGUUUUUAUCUGACGUUUUGCAGGAAAGAGAGCUGCAAUUGGAAAUCAAUAAGAAAAAGAAAGAUAACCAGAAAGAAGUUGAAGAGAGAUGGGUAGACUUGGAGCAUCAGCAGCUAAAAGAGUAUGACGAAGCUUUACUAAAAAAGAUAGAAGAAGAGGAAAGAAAGAAAAAGGAAACCCAAAAAAUACUAAACGUUUUCACAUGAAUUAUUAUAUAAAUCAUUAUUAAUUAAUAUUGAACUAUUUAUUUAUUUUUCUAUAAAAGAUCAGCUUGUCUCAAAUAAAGAAAAAAUUGUUAGGAAGUUACAAGACGAAUACAUUGAAGGCAAACUAAUGAAAAAAAAAGCUAUCAAAGAUCUGCAAGCCGAAAAAAGAGAAGAGCUCGAAAGAAGAAAAGCUGCAAUUGCUGCCCAAAAUGAGACUAAAAAAAUGAAUGAGCACUUCCAGGAGCUGAAAAGACUUGAGCAAGAAAGAAUCAAAGAGGAAGAACGGAAAAUUGAAGAAUACGCUAAGCAGAAAGAAGAAGUUAUGAAUAUGAGGAAAAGGCGUGAGGAACAAAAAUUCAAAGAAAAGCUAGAAACAAGGCAAAAGAUGAUUGACGCUAGAAUUGAAGAACUCUCUAAGAUUAAAAGCAACGAAGACCAAAGACUGCAAAACCAAGUCCAAGAAGCUGAACAAAAAGCCAAAGAGACCUUUGAGAAGAAGCAGCAAAGGCACAAUGAUAUGAUGACUCAGAUUGAAAGGUCACGCCAGCACCAAAUUGAUAGAAAAAAACAAGAAAAAGAGCAGGAAAAGAUGGAAGAUAAAGAAUUCGCGCAGUUCUGGAAAGAAAGAAUGCAGGACUUGAAUGAGAUGGAAAAAAAUGAAGCAGAAGAAAGAAGAGAUAGAGCCAAAGCCCAACAGCUUUACCAUAAGAAACAGAUGGACUACAAGGCAAGAAAGGUAGAGCAAGAAGCGCUUCUAGAAGAAGAGCUAGCCAGGCAGUCAGCACAGAUCAUGGAAGACGAGCAAAAUCAGUUCAAUUCUUAUGCUGAAAAAUGCUUGAAAGAAUGGGCAGAAAACGGCAAAAACAUCACCCCGAUGAUUCUUGAGCUGAAAAAUUAUAAGAAAAGAAUAGCUUAA
Blepharisma stoltei is the source of this 1483-nucleotide messenger RNA. Lineage: Eukaryota; Ciliophora; Heterotrichea; Heterotrichida; Blepharismidae. The record is from the annotation of a GenBank genome assembly.